Molecule: messenger RNA, 2682 nt
Organism: Cladophialophora carrionii CBS 160.54
Lineage: Eukaryota; Fungi; Ascomycota; Eurotiomycetes; Chaetothyriales; Herpotrichiellaceae
Exons: 3
Coding region: 1-2682 (893 amino acids)
Biological process (GO): metal ion transport; transmembrane transport
Cellular component (GO): membrane
Molecular function (GO): metal ion transmembrane transporter activity
Source: RefSeq, a predicted model, not a curated record
AUGGCCCCCCACGGCCUCGACCCAAUCUCUCCAAGGCCUCCUUCGCCUCAAUCUCCGCCUCGGUUUGUCGAUGGCUACUUUCCUCAACAACCCUCUCCUCCGAUGGCCAUCCACAGUGAUGACCGGGUGCUUCAAUUGAUCCAACAACUCGAAGCAGACCGUAAGGUUUUCGACAAGCUCAUCGACGCUCUAAGUCAGGCCCUUAAGUCCCAGCCGGACCGGAACGAUCCUCGCCCUACCGAGACAUCCCUCCCAUCUGCCGCUUCUACAUCCUCUCUGCCAGUGUCUGACGUCGCUCGACAGCCUCAACAACCAAAAAGACGGACGACCAGUCUGACGAGUCAUUCAGCCCUCAGCCGCCACGUCCUAGAGCAACACAAUCACUCCCGCCAACCCAAGGAUUCGAUUUAUACCGGAGAUGGAAGUUCUGACAGCGACGACGACGAGUCGUUCUUCGCCCAGGAGACAUUGCCGCCGCAAGACUUCUCCGAGAGUGAUCUGAUCGAGCAUCUGCAGACACAUACAUGGGAUAAAUACAGCCAAUACAUACUCCAAGACCUUCUGCAAAACAUCGACUUGCUUUCCGUUGGCAUUUUCGUCAAGGAUAGGCACCAUCAGACGGAUGCUAAUCACCAACAUGCUGACAUCUACCACGUUGGCACCGAUGGCGCACCUGUCCGUUUAUCCACGGGUGGUUCGGAUGAAGGCCCGCUGGCCUCUUGGGAAGCGUUGAAGAGUAUCAACAGCAAUGCCUCCAGGAAGCAAGCUGUGGGCCGUAUCAUCAUUGUGCGAGAGCCCGCGUCGAGCCUGUUCGCUGCGCUGCACCUCACCAUGCACGAAUACUUCGACAUGGACUCGAUCUACAAAAUUUUGAUCGAUGAUGACACCCCGAGUAAAGCAAUUACCAAGGGCUACCUCGAGAAGGACCAGCGUCGGCAACGAUCCAUUGUAUUUGUCUUCAAAUAUCACACUAUUGUGGGAGAAGGACGGGCUCCCCUCCACUGGCAGAGCCAUGACGACGACCUAGAUCCUUCAAAGGAUCACAUUCCUCUGGCGACGUGUUCCUCCGUCGUCGGCCUGUCGCUGGCAGGGAAUCCCGCUUAUACGCUACGGCGGAAUUCCAGAAAGAGCAAAUUGGUACUUGGGAACGUCUACGACCCCUUCGCACCAUGGCAUGUGCUAUCGAUACAGUGCUUUCCGGACUGGAACUCGAACGUGGAGGCACAUGACCACAAUCAUCACUACUGUAACGGACCCGACGCGUUCUUGGCCACUCUCUUGUCCGAAUAUCGAGACGCAAUCAAGCGGUUCAAGGUGGUGCAUAAGAAGAUUCAAGGGCUGGCAACACCGCCAAAUAGCUCCAUCUUCGACAGUGCCUUGCGAGACGAACUGCUCUUCGAGAACAACAGAUUCACCUAUUCACGUCGCUACUUCUGGGCGUCACAAACACUGGGUCUGUUAAGCAACGAAAUCAGGGACAUGAUCGCAACCUACAAAGACACCUUCACAGAUGAGUUCUGGACUGGAGAACACAAGACGCUCUUUCCGGGCACAAAGGACCAGUCGCCGCGCUACAACAACUGGAGGAAGAAAUUGGUCCAUACUCGGAGACAUUUUGAGAAGGAAAUGUCCCAUCUGGAAGAGGUCUUCCAGACGUUUCAGGAUCAACAAAAGCAGAUUAAGAAUCUUCGUGAAUGGUUGUUUUCUGGGACCUCCGUGCUAGAAAGCAGAGAAGCUGUCAGCAUGGCCAAGAUCACGGUCGAACAAGGGUAUAACAUCCGGCUGUUGACGCUCGUCACGCUGUUCUACCUUCCCCUGAGCUACGUGACAGGUAUCUAUGGGAUGACAAAUAUGCCCCCCGAGGACUCUUUUCUACCGUUCGCGCUGACGACAGUGGGGAUCUGCGUACCCACGUACCUACUCAUCCUUAUCGUGAACAAUCCCGAAACCUUCAAAAAGGUGCUGGCCAAUGUCGGGCUAUUCUUCACCAGAAUUACAGCAAUCCCAGCACCCAAGAGAUCCAAGAAGCUCAGGGAAAAGAUCCUCGAGCACAAGAUGCCGCAUCUGGAAGUCCAACCUGAAAUGCACAGGUCUGCCACGUUUGCCAGCUUGGAAGCGAGGUUAUCGCAGGAAUUGACUCAGGAGCCUUCUCUGCGCGGAUCGCAAGGUUUCAUGCAAGCUACUCGACGAAUGUCCCAGACCAUCACGAAUCACCUGCACGGCGCAAGCGGACGACAUUCUUCGCAGGCAGCGACCCGCAUGCCGCCUAGGUUGUCUACAUAUCCAGAAUCACAGAAGGGGUUGGCAGGAGGUCGUAUGCGGUCCAGCACCAUAAAAUUCGAGGAGCCAUUCUCAAGCCCAAUGAAAUGGCGCACGGAGGAAUCACAGGCAACUACAGUUCGGGAUUUCGAAAAGUCUACUUCGAAUAUUUCCGCAAUCUCACCAACGGAAAGCCCUGCUCUGCCAGCAGUUGUUCUCACUAGUCCAAUUGGAUCACCAUUGUCGUCUCCGCCGCAGAGAGGCCUGCUGCGGCCGCCAGACUCACGACGACGAGGAAGGAGUCUCAGCCCGCGGAGUGGAGGUGGCGCAAGGUCGCUCUUCGGUAGACUUGGCGGCCGAUUGUCGUCGGCGCUGCCAUCGCCAAAGUCAUCAGAGCCAGGAAGUCCCAUGGAGACAGUAUAA